Erigeron canadensis is the source of this 1527-nucleotide messenger RNA. RefSeq names its product F-box/FBD/LRR-repeat protein At1g13570-like. NCBI's taxonomy places the organism in Eukaryota, Viridiplantae, Streptophyta, Magnoliopsida, Asterales, Asteraceae. The transcript has 4 exons. The record is from RefSeq and is a predicted model, not a curated record. Gene Ontology annotation, molecular function: protein binding. Bases 151 to 939 code for a protein of 262 amino acids.
CUGAUUCCGUGAGAACCUCCGGCACAAAGAGAAAUCUGCAAGUUACCUGAUCAAUAAGCAUCAGCUGCGUUUAUAAAACACACACAGAGAAAUCUGCAAUCAUGGCGAUUCACUGAGCAAAAAACAGCAGGAUUUACAGACUGAAGUUUAAUGGAAUUGGUUCAUGGGGGUAGUAGCAAAGCAUCAAAAUUUGUGGCAGAAGAUGAUUUUAUUAGCAGCUUGCCAGAGACUCUGAUAACUAGUAUUUUGGAUCGUUUGCCUAUACGAGAUGCGGUUAGGACUGGUAUCUUGGCCAGAAACUGGAGGUUGAAAUGGACUAUGCUCUCCCAACUCGUGUUGGAUGAGCAGUUCUUUAAGGAUUUAUUAGGAGCCCAAGGCAUAAGUAGUUAUGAUUGGAGGAAUGUAAUUCAAUUUCUCCUUCAUCUUAAAGGUUCCAUUACGAAGUUUACCCUCCGUCUACCAAAACACAGGGUAGUCAAUGAUAAGGAUAUAAACCAUUGGUUUCUGUUCUUGUCUGGAAAGGGAAUUAAGGAUGUCACUCUUAUAAAUAAGCAUAAAACACCACUGAAGUUGCCUGCCCAUCUUUUCUCUUGUCUUGAGUUACAAUGUUUGGAGAUUGAUAACUGCUAUUUCCAUCCUCCCCUUAGUUUUCGAGGCUUUCCAAAUCUAUUGGACUUAAACUUGUAUUGGGUACGAGUUGAAAGCAAUAAAUAUGGGGAGCUUCUUACUGGUUGUCCGUUACUUGAGAUUCUGGUUAUUCACCAUAACGGUCUUUUUGGCAAAGUGAAACCAGUUGAGAUUUCAAAACUUGAGAAUCUUAAAAAGUUAACUAUGCCAUUAUUCAAGCUUGACACAAGUACAUUAACAAGUUCCAGCAUCAUUGAGCUUGUGGGUUCUUUUUCAAAACUUCAGGAAGUUAAUUUAGGUUUUCAAAUGUGAGCUAUUGGCAGAAGUUGGUGCUAGAAAGGGCGUCACUAUCACUUUUCCCUGUCUUAAGACUCUAAGAUUAUGCUAUCUAGAUUGUAAUAAGGAUAUUGAGGUAUCCUUAGUUUUGAAAAUGAUAAGCUGCUCCCCAAAAUUGCAGACCCUCAAGAUCGUGAGUACAAAUGAAAAUAACGUCCCACUGCUCGCCCUCUGUUCUUUAGAUUUAGAUGAUAGCACAAUGUGGCAGUCGCAGCUUCAGAGUGUGGUGGUUGCAUGUUCCAAAGGUUCCAAGUCUGAAGUAUAUCUGAUAAAGUCUUUACUUGCAUGUUCCCCCUUGCUAAAGAAGAUUGCUAUUGGGCUCAACUCAUCCACGGUGGUUGGUGGUGCAGAUGCAAGGCUUCGGUUUGCUGAGGAGUUGUUAGAACUCCACCGAGCAUCCCCUGUGGUAGGAAUAAAGCUUUUCUAUUUUAGUGACUGGGAUUCUUCUGUUGCAUAUUAUUAUUGGUAAUUUCUGUAAAAUAUGUGUCUCGGGAACCACUUAUCAUGUGUAAUCUAAGUGCAACUUCUACAUAUUGUUUCUAAAUAGACUUUAUGUUUUGGAAA